AUGAAGAAGGAUGUGGUGUACUUGGGCUCGUGGGACGUCAUCCUCUCAUGCAAGAUCCAAAGCAAGGAGUUGGAUUUCGUUGGUAUCCUUCUGCAUGAAGAUGUCCGUCAGACUGGUCGAGUAGUCUUCCCAAUCUCAGCCCCUUGGUGGCCUACACCAGUUUUGACGUGCCCACAAAAUGCAGAAACAGGGGACUGA
Molecule: messenger RNA, 198 nt
Organism: Dovyalis caffra
Lineage: Eukaryota; Viridiplantae; Streptophyta; Magnoliopsida; Malpighiales; Salicaceae
Source: the annotation of a GenBank genome assembly